AUGGCGGUCAGGGCACUGCACUCCUCCAUCCACCCAACCACACUAGCGAGUCGACCGGCACACGAUCUUCGCAGCUCUUCCCCUCCCUCCCCCGCAUUCGUCCAUUUAGAAUCCAAGCAGAGUUCCGCUGCCGUCGCUCGUCGCGUCCAAUCACGAGCCUCCCGUCAGCAAAGAUUCGUCCUAGCCUCGCAUGGCUCGUCAGCAGACGGUCCGUCAGCAGCGGCGCCGUCACCACCACGUCAAACAACUCCUCAGCCGUCAGCGGCAGCGGAUCUGCCAUCACAUGCCACGGGCCGCGACAAGCUCGCUAGAGCUGCGGAAUGGCUGCGAAAGGCGGCGACGGGAGCCGUGGUCGGAGCGGCGGCUGCGGCGGUGCUUCUAGUCGGGAUUCCCGCUCCGUCAGUUGCGGAGAGCUUGCUAAGCGGCGAAACAACGGAUGUGCUGAUGAGUGACGCGGCGAUGGGCGUGGAGGAGGAGGACGGCGUGCUCACUCUCAUCGUGCCUCGACCGCACAUCACUGGGGUGGAGGCGGCGCAGCGGACAAUGGUGGAGGCGUGGGGGAUCGUGCGCGAGGCGUUCGUGGAUCCCACCUUCAACCACCAGGACUGGGACCGCCGCCUCGCCGCCGCCAUCCGCGGCAGCGUCUCGGCGGGCAGCGCGGACGACGCGUACGGGCUCGUGCACGACAUGCUGGCGACGCUGGGCGACCCGUUCACUCGCCUGGUGUCGCCGAGCGACUACGACAGCUUCCGCGUGAGCAGCGACGGCGGUCUCGAGGGCGUGGGGCUGUUGCUCGCCUCCGACACCACUGACGGCCGCCUGCUGGUGCUGUCGCCCAUCGAGGGCGGCCCCGCGGAUCGAGCGGGCAUCCACACGGGCGACGAGGUGGUCGCCGUCGACCACUCCCCGCUGAGCGGUAUGAGCGGGCAGGAAGCGGCGAACCUGCUGCGAGGCAAGGCGGGCACAGCAGUCACGCUCACCGUGCGCCCCGCUAGAGCUGACGUGAACGGCUCUGAUUCGCCGGAGGGAACGACUGACAUCCUGUUGAGGCGCGAGCCCAUAGCGCUGUCGCCGGUGUACGCGACUGCGCUGCCCCACCACACGGAGCAGGGCGCCCCCACCUCCACCGGCUACAUCCGCCUCGCCUCCUUCUCCCAGAACGCGGCGGAGGACAUGGCGCGGGCGAUAGAGCGGCUGGAGGGCGAGGGCGUGGCGAGCUACAUCCUGGACCUGCGCAACAACCCCGGCGGCCUCGUGCACGCCGGGCUCGACGUGGCGCGCAUGUGGCUCGGAUCCGGCGCCACCCUCGUCAACACGGUUGACCGCACCGGGGCCGUGGAGGCCAUUGCGCUGCGCAACUCACGCGCGCUCACGGACCGGCCGCUGGCUGUGCUGGUGAAUCAUGGGAGUGCGAGUGCGAGUGAGAUAGUCGCGGGCGCGCUGCAUGAUAACGGGCGGGCGACGCUGGUGGGGGAUACGACGUACGGCAAGGGGCGCAUUCAGACGGUGUUUGAGCUCACCGAUGGGUCGGCGCUGUUUGUGACGGUGGCCAAGUACCUAUCGCCCGCCAUGCACGCCAUUGAUAAGGUCGGCGUUGCUCCUGACCUCGCCUGCGCUCUCCCCACUCUGCAGCCCCUCCCCACCUCUACCUCUGCUUCCACUUCUGCCUCUGGUCCUGCUGCUGCUGCUGCUGCUGCUCCAGGCGUGCUCUCUGGCCCCCUGGGGGCCGGGCAGCAGGAAGCGGCGCUGCCGGGGGGAGGCGUGGGGGGAGGGCGGGCGGUGGUGGUGGAGGAGGAGGUGUAUGGCGCGGAGCUGCAGCGCGACAGCUGUGUGCUCACUGCUGAGAGGCAGCUCGACCGCCACGCCUGA
Molecule: messenger RNA, 1869 nt
Organism: Closterium sp. Naga37s-1
Lineage: Eukaryota; Viridiplantae; Streptophyta; Zygnematophyceae; Desmidiales; Closteriaceae
Source: the annotation of a GenBank genome assembly